Molecule: messenger RNA, 1917 nt
Organism: Solea solea (common sole)
Lineage: Eukaryota; Metazoa; Chordata; Actinopteri; Pleuronectiformes; Soleidae
Gene: ch25hl1.1
Product: cholesterol 25-hydroxylase like 1, tandem duplicate 1
Exons: 1
Coding region: 847-1701 (284 amino acids)
Biological process (GO): sterol biosynthetic process; cholesterol metabolic process
Molecular function (GO): steroid hydroxylase activity; iron ion binding; C-4 methylsterol oxidase activity
Source: RefSeq, a predicted model, not a curated record
GAUGGGGAAAAAAAAAAUAAAGCCCAUUAAAGCUGUAAGUAGCAUUAAAUAGGCUCGAUCUGCCCCCGAUCUGUACAGAACAAAGGCGGUGUUGCGAACAAAAUCAAAGCAAAACAUAUGACCUUCAUGCCCUAAUUUAAAAAGAAGGAGUUCUGUGUAGCAACAGGAGAAUAAUGAAGACAAAAUUCUCAAAAAGCUCCAACAGCCCCAAACGUUCCAUUCUUUGGUACCUUCCCUUGCGGUAUAAGGGUAAAAUGGUACGGUACAGUUAGACCAGCUCCACCCCCGACAGUCCACUGAUUUUGCGACAGAAAAAUGUCACUCCCUUGCGACCGGUGUCGGCACUCUAUUCUCAUACAAAGCUUGACGUCUUGUUGAGGCAAACCGCCACACCACGUCUUUUGUGUCCCGUUCCCGUUCGAUGUUGUCAUUCGUUGUCGUCGCACCAGUCCAAACAUAAGCCUGACCCAGAGGCUUGUCCAUCCUAAACUGUGCAAUACUGUAUCAAACGGAAUCGUACCAUGAUGGAAACACGGCUUAAGACGCCAAGAGAUCUAGAGCUGCACAGUUUGUAUAGUUUGUGGAGAAAAUGUGCAAAGUAUAAGGAGAAUGUUGCUGGUUGAUGGCCUGAAAGAAUUGUUGACCACUAUGUUUUGUCUAAUGCUUGUUCUUGAACACUGCUGUUAAUCUCCUGAUUAGGGUCUGUUUGUCGACAUUGAGCUGCCAAUAGGGUCAGUUCCAAUUGGGAGCAAAGUUCUUUCUGUUGAACUCUCCUAUAUAAAGGCAGAACUUUGUGUGGAUCAUGAGACCUGCAGCAGCAGCAGCUUUCAUUGUCCCCCGAGCACGAUGUUGAACAUCAGUGAGCUGCCGCCGCAGCAGCAGCAGCAGCAGCAGCAGCAGCAGCUCCUUCCCUUCAGGACCUCAGACCGUCUGCUGCAGCCUUUCUGGGAUAGCUUGCUUCUUCACCACCUGCCUCUUAUCUCGUCACCCUUUUUCCCAGUUCUUCUGGCCUUUUCCAGUUAUUUCAUCUUCAGCGUGCCUUUCGCCGCUCUAGAUCUCCUGGGAGAGAAGCUGCCCGUGAUGCAUCAGUACAAGAUCCAGCCAGACAGACAGCCGACACUGGCCAUGAUGGCCAACAGUUUCUUCAAGGCGCUGUACAACCACGUCGUCUUUGUCCUCCCGUCCGUCGUCAUUGGAGUGUUCGUGUUGCCCGCACUGACACUGCCACACGAGGCUCCCACUCUGUAUGAGGUGUUCGUAGAUGGACUGGCAGUUCUUCUCCUCUUUGACAUGCAGUAUUACAUUUGGCAUUUCAUACAUCAUAAGCACUCGCAGCUGUACCGGUGGGUCCACGCCAUCCACCACGAGUACAUGGCGCCGUUCUCAUGGUCGACGGAGCAGCUCAGCAUCCCAGAGCUCAUGACCGUGGGUCUCUGGAGCAACCAGGACCCUGUUCUUCUAAAAUGUCACCCACUGACCACGUGGUUCGUCACUGUGUUCAGUAUCUGGAUGUCCGUGGAGGACCACAUAGGCUAUGACCUGCCGUGGACCCUCAAUCAUCUGAUGCCUUUCAGUCUGCUGGGCGGUGCACCUGCUCAUGACAUGCACCACCAGAAGCCAAACAGUAACUACGCUCCAUUCUUCAGCCAUUGGGACAUCAUCUUCGGCACCAAGGUUCCUCUAAAAAUAAUAAGAGAUUGAUAAAGACUGAAAAGACUUCUUAGCAGAUUGUUGCCACCAUCAUUUUAACAGUAUCACAUUCUUUCUCUUUGUGAAGUCAUUAUUUUUAUCUUUUGUCUCUUUUUUGCAAAACACAUGACUGCCUCUCUUGGUUUCCUCUGGGAAACACAAUAAGAAAGUAAUUGAAAAAUCAAUUUUUUAUGUUUUUAAAUUCAAUAAAAUGAUCGUUUAUGGAAA